GGCACCAGUGGGCCACCGUCCCAGCCAACUACUGGUCCUGACAAUAUGGAAGCCCAAGGCCCGGUGAGAAGAACCCGAAGGCCCAACCAGAGAGUGAUGGGCGGCCCGUGGGUAAACGCAGCCCGAGCAUAUCAGGAAGCGAGGGGUGAGGAGACAGGGGCAUCGAAGGUCGAUCAGAACGGCGGCGGCGGCGGCUACAUAGAACCCUAAUUCCCCUUUACCCCUGUCUCAAAUUCAGCACAGUUGUGCUUGUAAGGAGUGAAUUCUUGUAUCCAUUCACAAUAUGAUCGUGAGACUAGCGUGCUGUUAACACUUGGUACUCAGAGCCAGCAGGCGCCCAAUUUCGCUUCCGUCCUGGCGGCGUCCAUCAUCGAGACGCGGCAGCAGCGAGCAGAGAGGAUGCAGAAGGACUUGGAACCCGUCACCAAGGGCGACCUCAAGGAAUUCUUCAAGGAAUUGCGAGCGGAGUGGAGGGAGGACAUCAAGUCCUCAAUCGCUGCCGAGUUCUCCUCCUGGAAGCCUGCGAUCGACUCCCAGAUCACCGAUCUGCAGGAGGCGGUCGAUCUUCUCAAGAAGCAACAUACCGGCGGCAAGAGCUCCGCCGUCGGGGAGGCGUCAGCGACAGAUCACCUCGAUCUGUCGGCGCGGAAGAGCAAUUCAUCUUCAGACGGACCUCCGGCGCGCGAAUCUCCUCGGGCCGAUGGCCACGGCACCGCUCCUUCUCCACGGACGGCGGUCGAAGGGCUUUCCAUCACCCCGUCGGCCCCUCCGGCCAACGGUACGGUCGAUCUCCUACUUCAGUUACCGUCUGCAGCCCCUGUUCAAUUACCUGCUGUAGCCCCUACUAUGUCUCUGACGGGAGGUUCAGGAAAUUUUGCCCAAUUUCUUGCUUCCAAUGCUCCCAGUCCACCAUCUAUGCCGUUUCCUUUGUUCGAUGGUGAGAAUCCACUGCUGUGGAAGGAUCUUUGUGAGCAAUAUUUUGCCAUAUAUGGGAUUCCAGAGUCCGUUUCGGUCCAAAUGGCUACCUUGAAUUUUUCCUCUACUACAGCUGUUUGGUUACAGUCAGUUAGAAAGAAAGUCUUAGGCCUGAAUUGGGAGGGCUUCUGUAAUGUUUUGGCAACCCGUUUCGGUCGCGAUCGCCAUCAGCUGUUGAUCCGGCACUUUUUUGCAAUUAAGCAGUCUAGUACAGUACAGGAUUACAUUGAGAGAUUUGAACAUUUGAUGAAUCAACUGUUGUCUUAUUCUGACGAAAUUCAUCCGUUCUAUUUUUUGACACGCUUCAUUGGUGGAUUGCGGGUGGAUUUGAGAGCUGCGGUCAUGGUCCAGCGGCCCUCUGAUUUGGACACGGCGUGUGCUCUCGCCUUGGUCCAGGAGGAGGUGCACGACGGAGUGCGACCAGAGCACAUCCGUUCACCGGAGCCAGUGUACCGAACGGCGGCACACCUUCCUCUACAGGCGGUCCCUCUUCAUCAAUCACGCCCUCCUGCAACACGAGCUGCGGCUGACCGUCGCGGCGUCGAUGCAGCGCGUGCGGCUCCUGCUGACCCCCCGCGCCAAGUGGCUCCGGAGGCAAAUUCCCUCAAUACACCGCGUGCAUACCGAAGGGCCAGAGGAUUAUGUUUCAAGUGUGACGAGCGAUGGGGGCGUGAUCACACUUGCCCAGCUACCAUCGAGAUGCAUGUAUUAGAGGAACUCAUGGAUUUCAUGGGUGUUACACCAACUGAAGAUAGUCAGGCCAGUGAAGUUUCUGAUGCAUUUGACGACACUGUGUUUGCGAUUUCUCUUCAGGCAUUCAACGGGAACGAGUCUUCCAAAUUGCUGCAAUUCAGCGCUCAGAUUCAGGGGCGCGAUGUGGAAGUCCUCGUGGAUUCGGGCAGUUCAGCUUCAUUCAUUAAUGCUAGGCAUGUGGAAGGACUCCAAGGGAUUCAGUCUAUGACCAAAACAGCCCGCGUGAAGGUUGCCAACGGGGCUGAAUUACAGUGCACAUCAGAAAUCCCCAACUGCUCGUGGGAAGUCCAGAACCACCAGUUCUCCACAUCAUUUAAAGUUUUGCCAUUGGGAGGUUUUGAUGUUAUUGUGGGUAUGGAUUGGUUGGAAGCAAUUAACCCGGACAUUGAUUGGGUUCAGAAAACUGUGACGAUCUGUUCUUCUUCCGAAGUGAUUCAAUUGCAGGGACAUCAAUUCUCAGAUAGCGUUUGCCCACAGAUUUCUGCCAUGGAAUUGCAGCAACUUUGCACUCAAGGUGAGGUUGAGCAUGUCGUGUACCUGUGCCGCAUACCCCACGACAGCAAACCAGUUGAGGCAGUUACAACAAAUGCCCUAGUACCCGAGGAAAUUCAGCAAGUGUUGCGGGAUUAUUCAGAUGUGUUUGCUGAACCACAAGGCCUCCCCCCUCGCAGGGCUUGCGAUCACCACAUUCCCCUAUUACCAGGUGCCCAGCCGAUCAGCAUGCGUCCCUAUCGUCACUCACCAGAAACCAAAGACGAAAUUGAGCGGCAAGUUGAAGAGCUCUUGGCAGCCGGCAUUAUUCAACAUUCAGUCGGUCCAUUUGCCUCCCCUGCUAUUUUGGUGCGCAAGAAGGAUGGCCAGUGGCGCUUAUGUAUCGAUUACCGACGGCUCAAUGCUUUGACAGUGACACCAAAAUUUCAUUUGCCGGUGAUCGACGAGUUGCUUGAUGAAUUGUCUGAGGCAAGCUGGUUCUCAAAACUGGAUCUCCGUGCCGGAUACCAUCAAAUACGCCUUGCCGAGGGUGAAGAAUACAAAACGGCAUUUCAAACGCACUCCGGCCACUACAAGUACAAGGUGCUUCCGUUUGGAGUCGCGGGUGGCCCAGCAACAUUCCAAGGCGCCAUGAAUCAUACAUUGAAGCCGGUUGCUUGCGUGUGUGCUCUUAUGUUUUUUGACGACAUCUUGGUGUUCUCCAAGUCUUUCUCUGACCAUGUCCAACACCUCAUGCAAGUACUGCAACUGUUACAAGCUGAUCAAUGGCAAAUCAAAAUGUCCAAGUGUUCGUUUGCACAGCGGGAGUUAUCCUAUUUGGGGUUUGUCAUUGGAGAGCAAGGGGUCUCGACUGAACCAGACAAAAUUGUGCGCGUUUAGCAUUGGCCGUUGCCACACUCAGUCAAACAACUCCGGCAAUUCUUGGGCCUUCCCGGAUACUAUCGGAAAUUUGUCCGUCAUUACGGCAUUAUUGCUAAACCGCUGACCCAUUUGCUGAAAAAGAAUGUUCCUUUUGUGUGGACUAGCGAGUGUACAUCAGCAUUCGAAGCCUUGAAGCAAGAAUUGGUUACAGCUCCCGUCCUAGCCUUGCCGGAUUUUCGUAAACAGUUCACCAUCGAGACAGACGCAAGCGAUUAUGGUGUUGGGGCAGUUUGCAAUAAGACGGGCACCCAUUGGCCUUCUUGAGCAAGCCUUUGGGACCGCGCAACAAGGGGCUUUCCACUUAUGAAAAAGAACUUUUGGCAAUCCUGUUGGCUGUUGAACACUGGCGGCAAUAUCUGCAAUCUGCUGAGUUUGUGAUCAAGACAGAUCAGCACAGCCUGGUACACCUCGAAGAUCAGCGUCUGCACACCCCAUGGCAGCAGAAAGCGUUCACUAAGCUCUUGGGGUUACGCUACCGUUUGUGUUAUCGCAGGGGAGCUGACAAUAGCGCGGCGGACGCACUCUCACGUCGGCCGAUCUCAGAAACUGAUGACCUUUAUGCUAUAUCCCUCUGCCAGCCAGAAUGGCUUGAUGAAGUACGCCAAGGUUAUACACAGGACCCAUUUACUAAGAAGAUCAUUGAUGAUUUGCAGUCUGACCCACAUUCGCACCGACACUUUGCGCUUGCGGAGGGAUUGCUACGCUACCAGGGCCGAGUGUGGAUUGAUCGUAACCUUCCCAUGCAGCAACAACUAUUGCUCGAUGGUCAUCAGUCUGCCAUCGGUGGUCACUCUGGGGCUCCGGCUACGUAUCAGCGCUUGAAGGCUGUGUGCGCGUGGCCUCGCAUGAAGCGUGUGGUUACGAAAUUUGUCCAGGCCUGCGCCGUGUGUCAACAAGCCAAACCAGAACGGUGCAAAUAUCCAGGUCUGCUCGAACCUCUUCCUGUACCAGUCCGUGCUUGGCAGAUGGUCUCGAUGGAUUUUAUUGAAGGCUUGCCCCAGUCCGGACGAUACAACUGCAUAUUAGUUGUUGUUGACAAGUUUUCCAAAUACAGCCAUUUUUUACCUCUGGCUCACCCAUUCUCAGCGCCUCAAGUGGCAAGCACUUACAUUGAUCAGGUCUACCGAUUGCAUGGUCUUCCUGACUCCAUUAUAUCUGACCGAGAUCCUGUUUUCACAAGCAAAUUUUGGCAGGAGCUUUUCCGUCGGUCUAAUACCACACUGAGAAUGAGCACACCCUACCAUCCAGCCACAGAUGGUCAAACAAAGCGUGUGAAUCAAUGUUUGGAGACAUUCUUACGCUGCUUUGUCCACUCAUGCCCCCAGAAAUGGAGUUCAUGGUUGGCUUUGGCGGAGUAUUGGUUUAAUACCAGCUGGCAUAGUGCGCAUGGCAAGUCCCCGUUCUUUGUGCUAUACGGCCAUGACCCGCGACAUUGGGGGAUUGAAGCAGCUUCAGCCAGCCCAGUCACCGAUCUCAACACUUGGCUUUCUGAACGUGUGGAAAUGACUGCUCUUAUCCGUCAACACUUGUUACGGGCGCAGAUGCGGAUGAAGCACCAAGCUGAUAAAGGGCGGUCUGAAAGAAUUCUUACGUUUGGCGAUUCUGUGUACAUCAAGCUCCAACCUUAUGUGCAGAGCUCUAUUGCUCGCCGUGCUUGCCAUAAGUUAUCCUUCCGGUACUUUGGCCCUUUCCUCAUCCAAGAGCGCGUUGUUCAGGUUGCAUACAGAGUGGCAUUGCCGGAGACCUCUCAGAUUCAUCCGGUGUUCCACGUAUCCCAGCUGCGAAAAGCUUUGAAGCCAGAAGACCAAAGCGAAUCGAGUGGUGGACCAAGUCUUGGUACGAUGGUCAGGUGAUGGUCUUGAUUCUACCUGGGAAGACCGUGACGAGCUUCGGUCGCGGUUCCCCUGUGCAGCGGCUUGGGGUCAAGCCACAACUCGAGGAGGGGAGGGUGUUAGCAACCCUGGCACCAGUGGGCCACCGUCCCAGCCAACUACUGGUCCUGACAAUAUGGAAGCCCAAGGCCCGGUGAGAAGAACCCGAAGGCCCAACCAGAGAGUGACGGGUGGCCCGUGGGUAAACGCAGCCCGAGCAUAUCAGGAAGCGAGGGGUGAGGAGACAGGGGCAUCGAAGGUCGAUCAGAACGGCGGCGGCGGCGGCUACAUAGAACCCUAAUUCCCCUUUACCCCUGUCUCAAAUUCAGCACAGUUGUGCUUGUAAGGAGUGAAUUCUUGUAUCCAUUCACCAUAUGAUCGUGAGACUAGCGUGCUGUUAACACUCCUAGCCCUAAGGGCAUCUUCAAUGGUGAAUGCUUGUUGAGGCGCUUACACUA
Molecule: messenger RNA, 5470 nt
Organism: Triticum dicoccoides
Lineage: Eukaryota; Viridiplantae; Streptophyta; Magnoliopsida; Poales; Poaceae
Exons: 2
Coding region: 400-3099 (899 amino acids)
Biological process (GO): proteolysis
Molecular function (GO): aspartic-type endopeptidase activity
Source: RefSeq, a predicted model, not a curated record